CACUCAACCUUUUUAAAAAAACUGAGCCAACCUGUUGAGCGUAAGUGAAAAAAGGGUGUCGGCAUCUCCGAUUCAGUUAGUAGAGAAUAGGCUGGUCUUAUAUGACAUUCGGUUACCACUCUGCACAAACACCUCGCUUUCCUUGUGCCUUUUAGAGGUAGUCUCUGUUGAGUCAUGGCAAAGAUCACAGCCCUGGUCCUGGUUACCUUUUUGUCCCUUGUUUAUGCUGAGGAAAACCAAGCUGAAGAAGAGGACCCCUUCACUUUUGACUACCACAGGCUCCGUGUGGGGGGUCUGAUCCUGGCCGCUGUGCUAUGCUUGAUUGGCAUCACUAUUCUGCUGAGUGGACACUGCAGGUGCAAGUUCAACCAGGACAAAAGGAGGAGAACAGGAAGUGGUGCUGCUGGCCAGCAGAUGCUCAACGAUGCAGCACGGGCCAGUGAAUGCUAAGAGCCAAUCAGAGGACCACAUGAGCGCUGACAUAAUCUGCAACGAUAAUUGACCAAAUGGACAGGGGUUUAGGACAUAGAAAGGGAGAGUGGGUAGAGUGGGUUCUUCCUUGCAUUGGCUAAUGCUUAGAAGAUGCUGAUUGGAUAAUGGUAUGGAGGGGGAGUGGGGCUUCAUACUCCAGGGGAAGUUGAAGUAAAUGGAGACACAACCAAUGCACCUGCACCGUCCGGCUCUCAGGCUAUAACCUCUGUGGGACCUGGAGCGCAAGUCAUCCUUUCAAAGCUGUAAUGUUUUCAUUUCUGAUUUUUUAAA
This is a messenger RNA of Anguilla rostrata (American eel), 762 nucleotides long. RefSeq names its product phospholemman-like. Lineage: Eukaryota; Metazoa; Chordata; Actinopteri; Anguilliformes; Anguillidae. Bases 175 to 450 code for a protein of 91 amino acids. Gene Ontology annotation, biological process: regulation of sodium ion transmembrane transporter activity. Gene Ontology annotation, molecular function: sodium channel regulator activity. The transcript is spliced from 8 exons. Gene Ontology annotation, cellular component: membrane. The record is from RefSeq and is a predicted model, not a curated record.